GUUGAAUGAUGAUGAUGAUGGAUUCCAGUGAUCUGAUUGGUCAGUAGUGGGGCUGUUGACAGGCUUUGAUCUCUUAACUGGAACAUAACCUGCUCCAGAGCAGGUUGGCCGUCCAGCGUAAGUUGCCACGGUGAUUUAUCCUGGUAAGAAGAGAACCGGCUUCGCACGACGAAAACCCCCGGAGUUAAAGCUGAAGUUACCUCGAUAGCCGCUAAUCCCGCUCCGCAGUGCAGGCCCCGCAAGAAACGACAACACUCGGCCCGCGAAGUGAUUCGCGAGCAGGCGCGAGGAAGACGGGGACAUUUUUGGACGACGUCUUACUUUUCGCGGGCCUGGGGGACGGACGCAGUUGAACCAGCGACACGUCGCCAAUAUGUCGUGGGGAGAAAUGCGUCGUUCUGUGGCAUCGCCUCCGCCCUGUUCGACUGCCCUCUGAUCCUUUUUGGGGUAAAUACAACCGGCAGAGGGAACUUCGCACGCAGCUGUCAACGCAGCUAACGCUGCUGAACGGCUAGCUCCGCGAAUCCGCCAGCGGCUGCGGUUGUGCCCUAGCUUUGCUAGGCAUCCCGGGCCAUGGCGGACAGUUUUGUGGAGGAAUCCAGCGGCGGCGCCCUGGGCUCGGGCGCUGCCGGGCAGGGCGGAGCCUCGCCGCUGCCCACCCUGGCCGACUCUCUCCCAGCGGCGAACUCGGUGGCCCCCGGCGUUCACCCCGGCUCCAGCCCGGCCUCCCCUCCGUCCGCUGCGGCCGCGCCGAGUGGCCUCACCGCUGUGACGGCCCCUACGCCCGCCGCCGCCGCCCCCCCUGCCGGGUUUGACAACACAUUCCCCCCGGGCACCUCACCUCCGUUCGUGGCCGUGUCUCCAACUGUACACGCCUCGUCCCCUCUCCCCGGCAGCGGGCUCGGGGUCAGCGGGGUGGCAGGAGCGGGCCUCCUGUCCCAAAUCCACACCACGCCCUGGGACCCGAGCCUCAGUACGGACUGGGACAGAGAGAGGGCUUCCCAACAGUGCAUCCUGAGGAUAAAGAGGGAUAUCAUGUCCAUCUACAAGGAACCUCCACCGGGGAUGUUUGUUGUCCCCGAUCCUCAAGACAUGACUAAGAUCCACGCCCUGAUCACAGGGCCAUUUGACACGCCAUACGAGGGUGGCUUCUUUCUCUUCCUGUUCCGCUGUCCCCCUGACUACCCUAUCCACCCGCCUCGGGUCAAGCUCAUCACCACGGGACACAACACAGUCCGCUUCAACCCCAACUUCUACCGCAACGGCAAAGUCUGCCUCAGCAUCCUGGGGACUUGGACCGGCCCAGCAUGGAGUCCUGCCCAGAGUAUCUCAUCUGUCUUCAUCUCUAUCCAGUCGCUGAUGACAGAGAACCCCUAUCACAAUGAACCAGGCUUUGAACAGGAGCACCACCCAGGAGACAGUAAGAACUACAACGAGUGUAUUCGUCAUGAAACCAUGAGGGUGGCAGUGUGUGACAUGCUGGAAGGCAAAGUCUCCUGUCCUGAAGCUCUGGGGAGUGUGAUGGAAAAGUCCUUCCUAGAAUACUAUGAUUUCUAUGAGGGAGUCUGCAAAGAGAGACUGCAUCUACAGGGACAGAACAUGCAGGACCCAUUUGGCGAGAAGCGUGGUCGUUUCGACUAUCAGGGCCUGCUGGCUCGCCUCAGUGCCACCCACAAGCGAAUACGGGAAAAAAGCCUGGCAGUGGAUGACCACAACGAUGAUAAUUCGGACUCAGACACCAGCUCCUCAGGGACAGACCCAGACAGCCAGGGAAGCUCCCAGCCCUGACCCCACAGCCAAUGUGAGCGGCCAUUCUUAUGAACAAGAGCAGUAUGUAGGGGCAUCUGAAGCUGCCAGAUGAUCUCGAGGUUGGCAACCGAUCUAGGCUCAUGGCUCGGCUUAAUGGCUCCACUUUCCUUCCCACCCUUUCUGGUCUGAGGUGAUGCAUUGUCACUGAAGGGGGAAUUAAGGUGUGGGGGAGAGCUUCCCUCCAUUCCCUCCCUUCCAUCUACUUUAACUCUCUCACUGCCUCAUGUCCCUGAUAAGGCUCUUGUCCAUCCUGGUGAUGCUCAUGCAGUCCCACUACCACAGUACCUGCAGCCUCUAGUCCAGCUAUAGACCAUCAUGUCACCUCUUUGUGUCCUCUACCUGUGACUGUAGAUCAGGCUGCUCAUUCGUCCUUGACAAAGCGCCAUAGGAUGCUGCGAGGCCAUCAACCGACGCAGACCCUCCAACCUCAACCGCCACACUCAUCGUAGAUGGAGUGUCUGUGCUCAGUCCAUGUACUUUCUCGUCCCCUUACACCCCCACCACCACAUCAAUUAUUGGUUUCCCUGAUGCCACAGUCCCUGCUAUUUUGGACAAACUUACUUACUCCUAACCACCAUUACGACAAUAGUGUUGCAUGUUGGGGCGAACAACACAUCUCGCCUGGAGUGUGAGCACGUAAAAAAAAAAAUAAGAUUUUGAACUUCUUUUUAAGGUUUUACAUUUUUGCGAAAAAUCUGUUAGUCUCUGGAACUAUACUUACCCUUGGUCACAGAGUUGAGCGCGUUUUCUGAGUUAUCAGCUGACAAACCUGCCUCCAGCCCACAACCCACGACAUGGUCCAGUCCUCUCAACUUGCAUGACUGUUUGCCAGCACGUGUCCCUGGUCAUGUCACUCUCUCUUCACUGGUCAAGUCACUCGCUCUUCACUGGACAUCAAUUCUUGUUCUACACAGCUAUCCAAAAUCUUUGCACCUCUAGCUCCCCCUGCUUGUAUGUUAGUCCACAUACACCCUCUGCUACACCUGUUCCCAUGUAUAACUGCCUCCUCCUGACUGUCAGAAGUGAUUACGGUAGACCAAAAAAACAAUAUUCCAUUUAUUCGCUGAAAAGUAAAUAACUAGUUCUAUGCUCCCCUAAACUCUCCUUUCUGCUCUCCCAGGGGGCUACUGUCAUCUACCGAGAUAUUUAAAAAAAACUUUGUAUCCUGUGGGGAAUUCUCCUUUGAAGCCUAAUAUUUGGUGUAGGUCUUACCUAUCUAAUAGAUGUUUUGCUGUGUCAAUGGGUGACUUAAAUUCAUCCCCUGCAAACCUGUUCUGUGGUGUCCCUCAGGAUUCAAUUCUAGGUCCCCUGAUUGAUUCUAGGUCCCCAGUAUUACUAUUAUAAUGCAAUUAUAUUAUAAUGACACAAAACGUGAUGACCAGUCUUACAUAGCAACCCUCCAGAACGGUUGUGCUGAAAUAUACUGGAUUACUGCAAUUAAAUGAUGCAAAAUCUGAAGACCAAAGCUAGGUGAACUAGCAAAUUAUGGCCCUCAGCCAAAACUUUUUUACCAAGUCUUAUGUUUUCAACACAGGUAUAACAGGCCAAAAUAUGCCCCCUCCCCGGAAUAUACCUGCGGUUAAAGUGGGCUAGCCCGUUUUAUACCCAAGGGUAUAAACUGGACUAGCCCAAAAUAUACUCUUCUAUAUAUAUAUAUAUAUAUAUAUAUAUAUAUAUAUAUAUAUAUACACUAUACUAUACUAAUAUACUAUACUAUCAGGCUAGGCUAUUUCAUACCCCCCCAGGCCAGAUUAUACUCCACACACCCAGAAACCAACCCUAUGAGAGUUCUGUUUUGAACUCAGUGGGCUGGCUUAACCAUCUUAAUUUAAAUUAACACCGUAACCCUAACCCCAGCCCUCAAAUCUGAUGACUUUGUGAUUGCCAUUUCUUAAUGUUUCUCCAAUAUAGAGAUUUGUAAUUCAAUUUCAUCUAUUAUUCAUCUAUAUUACUUAAUACUAAAUCCACUAUAUUAUUUUGCUAAAUUCCCUUAUUAAUGAAAAAUACAAAGAGGCAUAAUCUUGAUACUUGAGAUAUGGUCUGGUUUAGCCCAAAAUUAAAAAAAAUUAUGUUGAAUAACAAACUGGACAAUGAAAUACAGAUUUGUUCAUGAAAAACACAAGGGGGUAUAAUCUGGACUAGAGAGGUAUAUUCCGGCCAAAUCCAAUUUAUAUAAAAUGGAAUAGCCGGGCUAUGAAACAGGCUAGCCCACUUUUACCCCGGGUAUAGUUUGGUGGGGAGUUCAUUUGGGCUGCUACGACAACAAAAUUUGUUCAGUCAUGUUUUUAUCAUUUGACAAACAGCCAUGGUUGGUUAUUAUAUUUUAGUGUCAGAUGUGGAGCAAGUCACCCAUUCUUUUAUUUCCUCUCUUCUCAACUACUGCAACUAUAUUUACCUGUCUUAGUCAGAAAUCAAUCCACUGCCUAUCAUUAGUUUAAACUGCUCCAAACUCAGUCAGAAUAUGUUCACAUUGGCUGCCAGUUUUUUUGUAUUACUUUUAAGGCCAGGUCUGGGCUGGCCCCUACCUAAAGUUCUGAACUUCUAACCCCCUAGACCCAGGACAUAGUCUGAGAACCUCUUUUAGUUUGUUCCUGGCCUUUCCAAGGUUGAAAGCCAAAGGAGACCGGGCCAUUUGCUAUCAGGGCCUUCUAGUCACUGGAACAACCUGCCAGAGGAGGUCAGACUUAUAGUUUCCCAUUUUAUUUCCAGGAGUUCACUUUUGCUUUGAAGUGGAGGCAGGUCUGGACAAGAUGACGGGACCUUGGCCUGAGUGGGCUGGAACAGUGACGGGCGUUUUUUCAGUGGUAGCUGGAGAAAGGGAACUUAACCCAAGGCUUUGUGAUUCGUGUGCCUUGUCUCCUCUGGCCAGGGUGAAACCACACCGCACAUCUUUCAGACUGGACUUGAGCUGCCUCCACGAGCAGGCCGCAUAAAAACAUCAGAAGCUCUCUAUUCUGAUUACAAUGAUUCGUGUAUUAUUAAAAAAGUUGCCUUAGAUUUCAGUAGACAGUCUGCUUAGCAGAUAAGCUUUAAGAGAAAUGCAAUUUUCAUUGACAACUACCUUCAUGAUCAUGCUUAAACUAGUGCUAAUUUGCAGUGUCUAGGCCACAGUGUGUUUGUAACCCCACUGUUCUUUGGGUCGCUGGCUCUCGAGAUACAAACCAAACCCCCAUGUGCUUUAGCAGGGUCCUCCUGGUCUUUGGGAAACUAAUGAAGGCGAGACGAAGAGACCUUUCUGUUAAUUUACACUGCAAGUAACUCGCUCUGCUCUGUCUGUCUGAGGCGUUCGGUUGCCUCUAUACUGAGGUACACAGAAAUUAUCAUUUAACACUCAAAGAUGUCAAGUAGUCGUUUAUUUUUGUUGAAAACAAACAUAAAACCUCAACAGCAGUGAUUUCACAAGCAUCACCACUAGAUGUUGUGGUCGAUCCACAUCAGGUUCAGUGUUACAGAAUCACAAAUAGGGGAAACAAUGCAAUGAGCCUCUGAUUAUUAAACUGUCAGCUUAAAUGUUAAUUUGUUAUGGUUUCUUCACUCUGACAGUAAACUAAAUAUCUUAUGUGGACAAACAUAACACCUUGGGGUUUGGGGAAACACUAUCGAUAUUUUUUUCCAUUUUAUGGAACAAACAACUAAUCAAUCAAUCGAGAAAAUUAUUUACAGAUUAACCGAGAAUGAAAAUAACCGCUACUUGCAGCCCUAGCGUAAAGGUAUUUUCCAAAAUGCUUGUCAGUGAUUCCUUCUACGGCCAAACUCACCAGUUAUCGUCAGCCUUUCUCUGACCCUUUUCAAGAAGCUUUUCAACAUGAGACAAGUGGGUCAGACAAAGGACCACCUUUCAUUGCCCCACUAUUGUGGUUUCCACAUGCCUCUGCUGUCAAACACUAAGCCUCCUGGCAGAGGUUUGCUUCAGAUUCAAUUCAUAGUACUAAUAUGGGGCAUUUCCUUUUUCUUAUGUUGUAGUAUGUUUAUAUGAGAAACAAAUCCAAGCAGAAUUGUUUGAUUGCAACAGACUUUCUGACGUGAAGAGAUCAUAUUCCUGUUUGGUUGUGUUGUGUUGUGCUCGUGGCAAAGUUCUUCUGGAGCUCUGGAGCAGCUGGAAUACUUCCUGUGAUCAUUUCCAGUUCUUGAAGGUUGGUUAUUGUACAGAAGCUCUGGAAAAAGUACAAAAUAAAAUGUUGUUCAGUG
Scophthalmus maximus (turbot) is the source of this 5997-nucleotide messenger RNA. It is a transcript of the gene ube2z, whose product is annotated as ubiquitin-conjugating enzyme E2Z. Gene Ontology annotation, biological process: negative regulation of apoptotic process. Gene Ontology annotation, cellular component: nucleus. The transcript is spliced from 7 exons. The record is from RefSeq and is a predicted model, not a curated record. NCBI's taxonomy places the organism in Eukaryota, Metazoa, Chordata, Actinopteri, Pleuronectiformes, Scophthalmidae. Bases 574 to 1788 code for a protein of 404 amino acids. Gene Ontology annotation, molecular function: ubiquitin conjugating enzyme activity; cysteine-type endopeptidase inhibitor activity.